Messenger RNA from Penaeus vannamei (Pacific white shrimp), 615 nucleotides. The record is from RefSeq and is a predicted model, not a curated record. NCBI's taxonomy places the organism in Eukaryota, Metazoa, Arthropoda, Malacostraca, Decapoda, Penaeidae.
AUGACACACAAUAGUAAACAAGCUUGGAAAACCAUCAAGAAACUCAACUCAGAGUCAAACACCAACUCUAGCAUACCAGAAACUACACCAAAGUUGCACACCAACUCCUGCCCCAAUGCUGCUGGAAUUGAUGAAAUCACACCAGAAAUGGUACACCACUUUGGCCUGAGAGCCCGGGAGUGGAUUACCAAAUUGUUUAGCAGCUGUGUGACAAAAACAAAAGUCCCCAAUGUCUGGAAAAAGACCAAAGUUGUAGCUCUUCUGAAACCAGAUGAGCAACUGUCUUGCGACCAAGCGGGUUUCAGACCUGGCCGUUCCUGCUGUGGACAGGUUCUUAACCUUACACAAUUUAUAGAUGGCUUCGGAAACCAGCUUAAAACCGGAGCUGUGCUAGUAGACCUCACAUCAGCUUACGACACUGUGAAUCACAAGGCUCUCCUCUUCAAGGUAGCACAACAGUCGUCAAAAUCCUGGAAUCUCUGCUUAACAACCGACGACUACUACAAACAUUGGUUCCUAAAUGCUAAUCCAAGAAAAAACACGUCUGCACCUUUCACCUCAACAACCGUCAAGCCAACCGAAACCUCAGAGUCCGGUGGGAGAAUAAAGAAUUAG